Clunio marinus is the source of this 1540-nucleotide messenger RNA. The record is from the annotation of a GenBank genome assembly. NCBI's taxonomy places the organism in Eukaryota, Metazoa, Arthropoda, Insecta, Diptera, Chironomidae.
ACUCUCCACCUGAAACUAACUUUGGGGAGGUGCAGUUAUUAGACGGAGAGUGUACGCGUUGUUUACAAUAUCAUAACAAAAAAAAGUUGUUAUUCGUACAAAGUUUAGAACAAAGCAAAGCUAAUUAAAACCAGUUAGAACCCUAGAUAACAUUAUCAACUAAAUUUUUUAAUAUGGACGAAUUACCAGAGGAAAUUGUUGCGAAAAUAUUCAGCUAUCUUAUAGAUGGAAUCUCUUUGAUUGCAGUGUCACAAGUGUGUUCCUAUUUUAAACUUGUCGCUACAACACAAGUCAGAUCAAUUAACAUCAAGUUAUCCAGUGAAAAAACAGACGAAAUUAAAUACUUGCAAAAAUCUUUAGAAGAACUAUCCGCACUAAAAAAAUUGAAACUUGAAGUAUCAUUUGAUGUCCAUAAUCUCGAAAAAUCACAAUUCUGUCAUAGGCAUAGUAACGUCAUUACUAAUUUAUUUCUUCGAGAAAUGACUUUUUUGAAUCCUUUUUUUGAAAAUCCGAACAUUUUGUUUCCUUCUUUGACAUCACUUACCAUUGAAAAUUCAGAUCUGACUUCUUGUUCAGCUGAAAUAACACAUUUCAUUCUUAAGUGUUGUCCAAAGUUGAAAACUCUUACCAUUAGUGGCUGUUCUGGUCUUGAAAUCGAUUCAUUAAAUUAUAUUGGGCAAUGUUUAAAUCAAACUGUAAUAGAAAACUUUCAACUUUUACCUACUUACAGCUAUUUUGAUAUAUCAGAAUCUCCUUUUAUUGGCCAUUGGACAAUAGAAAAUCUCAAAACUUUCUCGAUCAGAUCGAAGCUUGUAGUUGUUAAGAAAAACUUUGCCAAAAAUCUUAUCUCUAGACCAAGUGAUAAUUUAAAAACUUUGGAACUCAUCGCUGAAAUUGAUUUUGGCGAAAAUCUUACCAGAAAAAUCAUUCAAAAUUUUCACAACUUAGAGAAGCUCUCUAUUGGAAAAGGCUGUUUAAAGAUUGAAAACGAAGAUUUUAUUAUACUGUGCAAUUUUUUUAAAAGAUUGAAGUCACUUGAGUUUCACUUUUCACAAUCUGAGAUUAAGUUAGAUAUGGAAAACCUUCAAGAAAAUAGUUCGAUAAUUGAAUUGACUGUUGGUUUAACUAAAAAUAUUACUUUAGAUAAUCUCAAAGUAAUCGCUAAAUGUUUGCCCAGUGUAGAUAGAUUAAGCAUAAUAAUUUAUGGUUAUCAACUGACGUCUUCAAACCAAGAGUUUCUCAGUUUUAUAACAAACAUUUUCCCAAACGUACAGCAUCUUGAAUACCAGAAAACAGGGAUGCACGAAAACAUGAAAUUCACAGCAAUAAAAGAUGAGAUAGAUCUACCUAAUUUUAGACACUUUGACGAUAUAAAAUAUCUAACGUCCUAAAAAUUAAUUAAUCCUAUUUUACAAAAUUUUAUGUAUGUCAUAUGUGACAAGAAAAACAAAAUUAUUUUAAAAUUGAAUAAAAAUAGAAAAUUAUUUACUAACAUAUGCUUGAUAUGUGGCUGACCUUAAAAAAGAAUGAUCACAUGCGC